Molecule: messenger RNA, 2745 nt
Organism: Neopelma chrysocephalum (saffron-crested tyrant-manakin)
Lineage: Eukaryota; Metazoa; Chordata; Aves; Passeriformes; Pipridae
Gene: FN3K
Product: fructosamine 3 kinase
Exons: 6
Coding region: 122-1057 (311 amino acids)
Biological process (GO): fructosamine metabolic process
Source: RefSeq, a predicted model, not a curated record
UUUUAUUUUCCCCGUGGUGGGUGGGCCCUUCCUGCCUCAGAGUGACGGUGACAGAAGGACCCAGACCUUUAAUCCUGUUUCGCAGCAGGUUUAACAGGAGAGCGGCUGCAGCAGCCCGGGAAUGACCAUGGAGAAAAUCCUGAAGGCAGAGCUGAACACCAACAUUCUGAAGGCUGUGGGCAGCUCGGGGGGAGGAUGUAUCAGCCAGGGCCAAACGUAUGAGACAGACAGCGGGCGGGUGUUCGUGAAAAUCAACCACAAACCUCAGGCUAGAAAAAUGUUUGAAGGGGAAAUGGCAAGUUUGGAAGCCAUCCAGAAAACCAACACUGUGAGAGUGCCUCAGCCCAUUAAAGUGAUUGACCUGCCUGGAGGAGGAGCAAUGUUUGCCAUGGAGUACCUGAAGAUGAAGCACCUCAGCAAAUAUUCCUCAAAGCUGGGAGAGCAGAUAGCAGAGCUUCAUCUUUAUAACCAGAAACUUGGAGAGAAGCUGAGGAGUGAGGGAAGCACAAUUGGAAAAGGAGCCGGUCACUCUGAGUCCCAGUAUGUGGAUAAGUUUGGAUUCCACACAACCACCUGCUGUGGUUACAUACCACAGGUGAACGAGUGGCAGAGUGACUGGCCAACCUUCUUCAUCCGUCACCGACUCCAGGAUCAGCUGGAUAUGAUUGAAAGGGAUUAUGGAGACAGAGAAGCCAGAGAACUUUGGUCACAGCUGAAACCAAAGAUCCCUGAAAUGUUCUGUGAUGUGGAAAUUGUUCCCUCUCUCCUGCACGGGGACCUGUGGGCCGGGAAUGUGGCUGAGGACAGCUCCGGGCCCAUUAUCUUUGACCCCGCCUCCUUCUACGGCCACUCGGAGUUCGAACUGGCCAUUGCUGGGAUGUUUGGGGGCUUCAGCAGCUGUUUUUUCUCUGCCUAUCACAGCAAAAUACCCAAAGCUCCAGGAUUUGACAAACGAAACAAGCUCUAUCAGCUCUUUAAUUACAUAAACCACUGGAACCAUUUUGGGACAGGGUACAGGGGCUCUACCCUAAACAUGAUGAGAAAACUCCUAAAGUAACCAGGUAGGUUUGAGAAAUUCCAACAUAUUCUCUUAGGAAUGGGCAGCCCCUGCUCAUCCAAAGUACCACAAACUCGGAAUUGGUGGUGAAACACCUGACAUGGAAUAGGCUUAGUGGACUUUUGAGCCUCGCUAAUUAAGAGCAAUUGUGUAAUUUUUAACUUGAGCACUAAUUUCCCAGCACAGAUUCCUCCCCUGCUGAAGGACAGGGCUGUAUUGUUUGUGGAGGGCCCACUGGGUUGUAAAAGCAGCAGGACAGUCAGCCUGACUCUGCUGUCUCACCUCAUAGCUGCUGUUUUCCCACAGUUGUUCCACAGCAGCAUCUUCCCACUCCUGCUGCUCCAUCAGCAGUUUGUUAUGGAGAGCUGCAGUUGUGGGACUGUGGUGCUGGAAGUAGCAAUGAGUUCCUUACUGUUCUGUUUAGUUUUCUGUCCCUGUUCCCAUCCCUUUUCCCAUAAAUAUUUCUACAGUCUUCCCUUUUCCUUUCCUUUCUCAUGUCAAGUGUCCUAAUCCAAAGUUCCAAUCAGAUUCUGUGAAUCUGAAGAUGAAAACAUUGUCUUUUUGGUUUAACGAGCAGACAAGGCCCUUUGGCUGCACUUGCAAACAUAUGUAAUUAAUAAUAUUUCUAAUAUUUAAUUUAAUGUAAUUUACUCUCAGGCUUUUGUUUUUCUCUUGCUGUGAGAACUGAAAUUCCAGUGGUAUUUCCUAAAAAAGGAUAUCUAGUUCCUUGGUAAUUAACUGUAUGAUCAGAAGUGGGUUGUUACCACCUGAGUUUGAUAACAUUUCAUAGAUUUAGUGUGAUAUUUCAGUGUGUUGUACUACAAUAGUAACAUAUUUAAAUAACUUUGUAAAAGGACAGCAAAAUGUGGGAGAGAGGCUCCAUAUUUUGGUGACAAGAAGCACCUGUGGCUGCUGGGUUGGUCAGUGCUUGAUGUAUUUUCAGUUUUAGAAGAUGAGGUGCAGUGGGCAAAGCUGGUCUGUUGUGCCACCGCUGGGUUAUGGAAGGAACAGUGCCAAAUCCACUUUGUAAGGGUUUUAUUGUUCCUCACUGCUUUAUUUUUACAGAAAACACGGGCAGUGGGAAUUUGGGGAGAAAACUGUUCAGCAAAGACAGCGGUUACGAUGUGAGCUAGGGUGCAUUAGUGAAUCUGUGGGGUUUUAAUGGGAGAAAGUUGUAAAGAAAGUAAAAGUAAGUGCAGUUCCACAAGUAUUUAUGUGAAUUUGAAGAUUUGGCUAAGAAUGGCCUCACUAUUUAGGCUUCUGACUGUUGUCAUGACAAGUACUAAAAUAUAAUAUUCAAAAUGCUAGAAUAUGUUUAGACUUUUUUGCACUUUAAAUGGUUGUGCUAUAAAGAUUUCAUAAAGUUUAAAGUUUGAUGUUGUAAUUGGUACAGUUUAAAACAAUGCACUUUGUUCUCUGUAAAUAGGGUACAAAUAGGGAAAAAUUGUUACUUCCUUCGAAUCAGGGGAAUCUGUCACGGUUGGUUAUAAAACUUACUAGAACUGGAACAGUGGAAAAGUGGAAUAGUAGAGUUAGGACACAGCUGGAAUUGUAGCUGAUGGCUGGAAGAUCCAGGUUUGGGAAAGAGCAGAGUGCAUGUGCACUGGUGUUCAUGGAUGUGAACAAACUCACCUGUAUUACACUGCUGUGAACUUAAACUUCUUCUCAAAUAAAACACUUGCCUUGCA